Messenger RNA from Alligator mississippiensis (American alligator), 6449 nucleotides. RefSeq names its product KH and NYN domain containing (gene KHNYN). The record is from RefSeq and is a predicted model, not a curated record. Gene Ontology annotation, cellular component: nucleus; cytoplasmic ribonucleoprotein granule. Lineage: Eukaryota; Metazoa; Chordata; Crocodylia; Alligatoridae. The coding region runs from base 697 to 3369 and encodes 890 amino acids. The transcript is spliced from 9 exons. Gene Ontology annotation, molecular function: RNA endonuclease activity; mRNA binding.
AGGGGUUAAGCGUGCUGUGACACUGCAAGGCAUAGGGCUCUGUAGGGAGGACAGAGCUAGAAGGAAGGAUCAGGGCCAGACAGGCAUGGGCAAACCAGGAGGCCACCUGGGGCCCAGACAGAAAGGGAACCCAAAAAUGGUAAUUCUUUUUCAAGAUCCUUCCUCCAGAGAUUCCUUUCCACCUCCUUAGGCCCCACGGUGGUUUCAGUGGGCUGCCGAAUCCUCCAUCCCCUCUCACCUCAAGUUGCCGGGCAGCUACACCACCCCAGAGACAGCUGCAUUUAUUCACCAGAUGACCAAACUGUGAACUGCUGCUGUGAAAACCCCACAGGUCCAUCCUGGAACCAAUUGCAUCUCAGGGCUGGGGAAGCCAUCCCAACACACACAUGCUGUGCAGCUAGUAUUCGCCUGUCUCUCCCCAAAGCUGGGUGUUUUUCAACAUUGGGCAAGCCACCACUUCAGUGAGAGACUCCUCCCAGUUGCCCCACCCCAGAGCUGGCUGCAUUUCCAUGAAGUCAGCUCUUGGGGGCAGGGCCUUUCUUUCAGUCUGUUGAUCUGCAUAGCACCCAGCACACUGGGGACCCGAUCCCAGGUGUCGGAGGGAGAUGUUGGACCUAUGCAGCACCCUGGGGACAAUUCCAGUUGCGGGGCAGGUCACCAAGUGAGGCGUGACGUGAACACAGACGGAAAGUCACCAUGGAGGUGGAAGUCUGGCCUACAGCUACCAGGACAAUGAGGCCAGGGGCCCUGGAUGAGUUUACAGUUCCUGAGGAGGCUCAGUUCAUGGUUACAGAGCAGCGGCCCCACAUUGAGCAGCUCUUUGGUGUGGAGCUCAACAUACUAGGCGUGCUGGGGACCAAGCAAAAUGCUGAAGACACCACCCCAGGAGCCAGGAAGAUCUGGCUGCAGCUGAAGGGAUCCAAGGAGAGUCUGCAGAGAGCAAAGGAUUAUAUCAAAGGUCUCUGCACCCCUGAACUGAGUGAGAAAGUCUCUUAUCCAAAGGACAUGCAGUGUGUCUUUUUAGGGGCUCAAGGUCUUUUCUUGGGCUGUCUCAUCCAAGGGACCUCAGCCAACCUGUUGCUCCUUAGCGCUGGCUCCCUGUUGGUCUCAGGCUUGGCUGAGGCCGUUGUGAUGGCUCAGAGCCGCAUCCAGGAGUUUGUGAAAAAGUAUCAAAACAAUCCCAAGCUUCCCGAAGAACAGGAAACUACUGUCAAAAGGGCCUUCAGGGAACUGGUAGAGUCCCACAAUGACAAGCAUGCCAUGGACCUGCUUAUUUUGCCCACCCCAGUGAAAGAGGAGCUGCUCAGCCUGGUGCGGGAAACACUGGAGGAAGUCAAACAAGGAGAACAAAAGAAUGGGGGCUGGACCCCACUGGCAUUCAAACAAGACUGGCCACUUGGUGGGAAAGCUGAAACCACAGGUAGUUUUAGGCUUCAGGAUCUGACUAACACUCAGGACCACUUUGAUUUUCCCAAAGGCCUCAGUAGGCUACAAGACCAGACUAGGCUACAAGACCAGAUUAGCCUACAAGACUCCAGGCUUGAUCUGUCCACUGGAUUUAACCGAACUGAUUUUCCAGUUAGUCUCAGUAGGCCUGAGGAGGAGACCACUCCAAAACCAGUACUUUACAAGAGGUCUUCUCAACCCUUCCUAGGUUGUAAUGCUAUCCAGCAGUGUCAGGAAGAUUCAUUGUCCCCUGAGCCCCUGGGCUUAGCAGCAGGCAUGAAGGAAUCCCUAAAGGAAAGGCACCCCAGGGAAACCAUCGAGGAGGAGAAGGAAUUGUCAACUGGUAUCAUGUCAUCAUCAUGGACAGAGAAGGAGUUCAAGAUGAGGCUGAACUUUUUCAAGACCAUGGGCUACAAGGAGCAGGUGGUAAAGAAGGUCCUGAUGGAAGGUGGGGUGCGGGAAGCCCCUUCAAGGAUCUUGGGCAAGGUUGAGAGAGAGCAAGCAUCCUCCUCCCAGCAGGAACAUAAUACCAUAUCUCUCCAGGAGCCCAGUGGAAGAGGGGUAUCGCCUCUUCCACAGAUGGAGAUGACCCAAGAUGAGCAUGAGUACCUGGUAGAGGUCAUUAAGGCAGCGGCAGCCAAUUGUGGUCACUCACUCAGCGAGAUCCCGGAUGAAAUCCCACGGGGAGCCCCUUUGGCUGAUUUGCUGAGGAAGCUCAAUGAAAAAGAGGACCACUGGGAGGAAGCUGGGGCUGCAGCUGGACCAGGGCAUAGAAGCAGCCACAAUGAAAGUGAACCAGCCAUUUCAAAUGGCAAGGACUCUCCCCGGGGUCAGCAUCACUGGCAGCCAGGGAGGAAAGCCCACAACAGAUCUCCUUUCCGCAGUGGUGUCCGUGGCCCUCCUCCUCUCCCAGAUGACUCUGCUUUCCCUACAGAGGUAUCCACUGCUGACCUGCCCAUAUUAGAGAACCAGCCAGCUGAAGACAUUUACCCACGCCCGGCAGAGGCACCUACGGGCCAAGUGCCAAUGGUGACCGGAGCACAGCGGUUCAUGGAGGCUAUCCAGAAACCCUUUAAGCUCAACUUGGCCAACACACCAGGGAAAAAAAACCUUCGUAGGAUCAUUAUUGAUGGCAGCAAUGUGGCCAUGGUGCAUGGCUUGUACCAGUUCUUCUCCUGUCGGGGAAUUGCACUGGCAGUGCAGUAUUUCUGGGAUCGUGGACACCGGGAGGUGACAGUCUUUGUGCCACAGUGGAGGAUGGAAAAGGAUGCCAAGGUGAAAGAACAGCACUUUUUAACCCAGCUCCGGGACCUGAGUCUGCUGUCCCUAACACCCUCACGGCAGGUGGCUGGGAAGCGGAUUGUGUCUUAUGAUGACAGGUUCAUGCUCAGGCUGGCAGAGGAGACCAAUGGGAUCAUCGUCACCAAUGACCAACUCCGGGACUUUGUGCAGGAAUCUAAGAAAUGGAUAGGAAUCAUCAAAGAGAGGCUGCUGCAGUAUACCUUUGUGGGCAACAUCUUUAUGGUUCCAGAUGACCCACUAGGCCGAGGGGGUCCCACCUUGGAUGAAUUCCUGAAAAAAACCCAUAGGUCCAAGCCCGUGAAUUGCCACUCUUUUGCAGGCCGAGGGGCUCCCCUGGCCAAACCUGCCCUCUCGGCCUCUCAGACGGAGGUUCUCCAGCUAAAGGACAGGAAGCCCCCAGGGGGGCUUGCCAGAGAGCAGCAGCAGCAUAGGAGAUGGCAGCAGAAGGAAGGGGAGGAGGAAGAAAUAUCCCGGAAACCAGCAGAAACUGAGCGGCUGAGGCAGCAGCUCCUGGAGAUCUUCACAGGACAGCACCAAAGGGUGGAUUUUAUCCUCCACAAGGAGCCCUGCACCCGAGAUCUCAACAAGCUCUCUGAAGCCCUCCUGAGCCUCAGCUUCUGAGAUUGUUGUUCUGGGGAGACAAAUCUAUGCUUCGAGGCCCAAGAGUGCCAUAACCUCCAGUGCCAAAAUCAUGGUUUUUUCUCCAGGUGAGCUGCAGGAUACCAUGUGCGUUUCAGGGGGACUUUCAGUGUUACAUAUCAUGGGCCACUUAAGUUAAAGUACAGUGCUACUGGCUUACAGCAACAACGGCAAACUGUUCUUCCAUAUGGCUGAGCCCACCAGCCUCUCAUCACAGGUCACUGUUUCAGCUUGAACCUAUGACCUUCAAAAUAAGAAAUCAGAGGUAGCUUUGACCAAGUUAGAAGUGAGACUGUUUUAGCCAGUACCCAUUGGUACCCUUCUCUUGGGAUCAGCACUUUACUGAACUCCUGUUAUCAGGGACUGAAUCCAUGACCUUCAGUGCCAAUACCACUGAUUGAGCCAUACCUGGAGCUGCAGGACUAACUGUUGUCUGAUAGCAGGUUGCUGUAUUGUUGCAAGGGCCGUGGCCCAUGAGAAAGAGAAAAAGAAGCCCUCUUGUAAUGUGGGGGAAGCGGGGCUCACAGGGUGAGAGAUCAAGAGGACUAGGAGUGAAGACUUGCAAAUGAGACCAAGAGGACGGGGAAUGAAAAAAGAGAACAACAACACUAACAAGCCCUCCACAGCUGUCUCUCACCCCACUCACUCUAAGAUCAAAUCCAGCAUCUGAGCAAGACUGAACCCAAUAAGCUUGAACCCUUCCCAAGCUCUGCUCUUCUGCACCCUGGAACACUAACUGCUGGGACUGGGCCUACAAAAUAGAGAGAGACAUCUUCCAGCUAUGGGCAAGAAAUUGCUCUAGUAGUUGAAGAGCCCACCCACCAUCCUCAAUCUCCUGGGUGCCAUGAUGAAGAUGGGGGAGGCAGCCCAUGUCAUUCACAAGGGUGUGGACACCUGGGGUGAGCCACUACGUGUUCCCCUGCAAAACCAUUGCCUGGUUCAGAGCCCUUAUUCAAAAAAUUUGUUGCAGUGACUGGCUGGAUCUUAGGACAAACUGUUGAUGGUCUCCAAACUGGAUAUUCAGGCCUGAAUCAAGGAGAUAGAAAGCAAGAAAGCAGGGUUAUCUUCAUCCUGCCUUGCACCUUGGAGUCUUGGUGGGAGGGGAAAGAGAAGCGACCAGCUGGAAAGGCGUGAUUAGAGAAGAUUUGUUUUAUAACGCUCCUCAAGAUCCGCUGGUGUCCCUUCCGCUUCAUUCACCACUCACCCAUCCCAACAUCUGUUGUGGCCUCCGCUGCACCACCCGAGAAAGGACAACCAAUCUUUCACCAGCAGCUGCAUCAUCUGUUUCAGGGAUUUUCUGGAGCCUCGGUAGCUUGUAAGUUUCUCCUUUGAUCCUUGGCAAAGUCCAUGACACUUUGACUUCAAUUCCUACCUCUGCCUGGUCUGCUGCUGCCUUCCUGUUGGGCGACAGAUUCUGCUUCUGCACCUGCAUCAGUCGUGGAGUGUGUCUAGAAUGAGCCAGAGCAAGAAUGAGACCAGGGUCUGCCCUGAGUGUAUCUGACUCAGGGGUUUGAAAUCUGAAAUCUUGUUGCAGGGGAAGACCUAGCCAGCUCUGUUGGCCAGGACUAUAUCCCAUACAUAGCCCCCUGUAUGGGGCCUUGUCCACCACUGGAUGGGGACAAACUGCUGCACUGCUUGUGUUGUACCUCACACACUGACCACCUCUCCCUCCCUUAGCAGCCCCAUCGUCCUUCUCGCCAUCCAUGUCUGUAAACCUGGUGUCUCCUCCAAGAUGUUUCUCCAUCCCACCCCACUUCCUUUACGAUUAUCCCCUUCUUUAGCACCCACCCAACUUCCAUUUUAGAGCCUUUGCCUCUGCUUUGAACCCUAUACUUUCUCUUCGCUAGCACUUUCUCUUGCUCUUCCCUUAACUCUUGUUCACUAUACCAGCUUUCUUCUAUCUGUCUCCUACCUCUCCUUCAACUGGACCAAAAUCCCACUGAGGGACAGCAUCAAAAUGUCCGGCACACCUACAGCCUAGGGAAUGACCUGCUGGGUGGCACGGAAGUGGAAAGGGACCUUGGAGUCCUAGUGGACUCCAAGAUGAACAUGAGUUGGCAGUGUGACGAAGCCAUCAGAAAAGCUAAUGGCACUUUAUCGUGCAUCAGCAGAUGCAUGACGAAUAGGUCCAAAGAGGUGAUACUUCCCCUCUAUCGGGGGCUGGUCAGACCGCAGUUGGAGUACUGCGUGCAAUUCUGGGCGCCGCACUUCAAGAGGGAUGCGGAUAACCUGGAGAGAGUCCAGAGAAGGGCCACUCGUAUGGUUAAGGGCCUGCAGACCAAGUCCUACGAGGAGAGACUAGAUAACCUGGACCUUUUCAGCCUCCGCAAGAGAAGGUUGAGAGGCGACCUUGUGGCUGCCUAUAAGUUCAUCACGGGGGCACAGAAGGGAAUUGGUGAGGAUUUAUUCACCAAGGCGCCCCUGGGGGUUACGAGAAAUAAUGGCCACAAGCUAGUAGAGAGCAGAUUUAGAUUGGACAUGAGGAAGAACUUCUUCACAGUUCGAGUGGCCAAGGUCUGGAACGGGCUCCCAAGGGAGGUGGUGCUCUCCCCUACCCUGGGAGUCUUCAAGAGGAGGUUAGAUGAGCAUCUAGCUGGGGUCAUCUAGACCCAGCACUCUUUCCUGCCUAUGCAGGGGGUUGGACUCGAUGAUCUAUUGAGGUCCCUUCCGACCCUAACGUCUAAGAACCUAUAAAUCUUUGCCUGACCUACCUCACUUGCCCUAUGGAGUCUCCAGCUCCUUUAGUAUCCCACUGAAUUCCUCGGUCCUCACCUUCCCUACAAGGUCCUUCCAAGCCUUCUCCCUUAUUAAUGUUAGUCUCCAUGAGCCUCACUCCUCUCUCAAAAUCUUUGAUCUGAAAGACCAAACCAGUUGCUCUUCCAGCUCUCCUUAAUGCUCUCCCUUUUCCCUUCCCAAUCCCUUCCUUGUGUUCAUCUCACUUUAGCAGUGGGUCUUUCCCAGGCAUUUACUGAGUCUUACCUACCUUUGUAAAUUGAACUGCAGCAUCUGCACAAAUUAUUUUUAUAGCAAAGGUAAUAAAUAGCAGGGUCGGUGAGAUAGAA